UUAAUGCAUUAUAGUUUGCUCGCUUGUUUCACUUUUUUCAUCUCAUCCUUCCACAAUCAUCGCUCUCAUCUCUUCUCCGCGGCAGACCAGGUCCCUGCCAGUUUUUUUUUUUCUAAUGUAGAAAAAAGAAGAAAAAAGGAAAAGAAGACACGUGGUUGUUACAAACCUCUCGCAGGACACAGCGGGGAGGCGGAGGUGGAGAGAUGCGGACGCAGUCGGGAUGGGAGAGGACGCGUUGAGGAGGGAGCCCGAACCAUGGACAUUCUGCUGCUGAGCAGCCUGCAUGUUUUUGGAUAAAUACUUUGCAUAUUGCGUUUCCUCUCUUUCUCUCCAUCCCUCUGUCUUUUGCCAAAUGACUUGCAGGAUGUGGAAGACUGCAGGUGAGAAGAGAAGAAAAAAUGUCAUUUUCUGUAGAUUUCUGUAGUGAAAUGUGCGCUCAAGUCUUAAUGGGAUUUUUCUACAGAUUAUUUACGCACAUUUCAUAUUUUUAAAAGUCAUACCUUGACAAAAAAAGAAAAAAGAAGAGAGACCCAGAAUGGAUUUCUUUAAUAGCUCCAGCCUGGAGGACAGGAUAGAGGCAGAAAAUAGCUCCUCUAAUUCCACUUCUCAGAGCCAGUACACCCAGCUCGCUAUCUGGGGUCUGGCAGGACUUGUCAGUUUUUUGAUUUUGUUUACAAUAGUCGGGAACGUUUUGGUCGUUAUUGCCGUUUUAACGAGCAGAGCUCUGAAACCACCCCAGAACCUUUUUCUCGUCUCCCUGGCUAGUGCGGACAUACUUGUAGCCACCCUAGUCAUGCCCUUUUCUCUGGCAAAUGAACUCAUGGGCUACUGGUUUUUUGGCAAAAUUUGGUGUGACAUCUACCUGGCUUUGGACGUUUUGUUCUGCACCUCUUCUAUUGUUCACCUGUGCGCUAUUAGUUUGGACAGAUACUGGUCAGUGACACAGGCGGUAGAGUAUAACUUAAAGAGAACACCUAAAAGAGUUAAAGGCAUGAUUGUCGUGGUGUGGUUGAUCUCAGCUGUUAUCUCCUUCCCACCAUUGAUAUCAAUGGACAGGAGCAGCAAUGAAGCCAGUCCCCAGUGUAUCCUGAAUGAUGAAACCUGGUACAUUCUCUACUCCAGUAUUGGCUCAUUCUUUGCCCCCUGUGUCAUCAUGAUCCUAGUCUAUAUCCGGAUCUACCAAGUGGCAAAGACCAGAACCAGAACAAUGUCAGAGAAAAAGAGGGAUGUGGACUCGCCCCUGGAGAAUGGGAUGGACAAAGCUGAACCGGGCAAAGGAGGGUCAUUAAAGUCCGCCAGAGGUGGAAGUGUGAAAGACCAGGAACGUGAGAACGGGCACUGCCAAGAUCAGGCAGUUGGAUCCCCCCUACCGAACGAGCCGAAACAUCCACCGGCAGACCACGAUGAUGACUUUGAGGACAGCAGCUCAUCAGACGAGAAACCUAAAAAAAAUUCCAGUUCCUCCAAACAUCACCACGAUGACAGGAAAGACAGGAAGUCCAGCAGGAAAAGUAGCUCCGCCUCUAAAUACUCCAGCAGAAAGUCACGUGCCAGUUCCAAGUCUAUGGAGCUGUUCUCAUCUCGCCGCAAACGCAGGAGCACCGUCAAUCGGAAGAAAGUCUCCGCCGCUCGGGAGAAGCGCUUCACCUUCGUUCUCGCCGUCGUCAUGGGCGUUUUUGUCGUGUGCUGGUUCCCGUUCUUCUUUUCCUACAGCCUGUACGGAAUCUGCCGGGACCCAUGCCAGAUCCCAGAGACGCUGUUCAAAUUCUUUUUCUGGAUUGGCUACUGUAACAGCUCUCUAAACCCAGUCAUCUACACAAUCUUCAACCAGGACUUCCGCAGAGCGUUCCAGAAAAUCCUCUUACAAGUGAUGGAGAAAAUGAAAGAUGACUCCUUAUAGAUGACCUCAAACAAAGCAAUCAGAAGGAAGGCUGUCCAUUAGAG
Larimichthys crocea (large yellow croaker) is the source of this 1944-nucleotide messenger RNA. It is a transcript of the gene adra2c, whose product is annotated as adrenoceptor alpha 2C. Gene Ontology annotation, molecular function: alpha2-adrenergic receptor activity; epinephrine binding. The record is from RefSeq and is a predicted model, not a curated record. Gene Ontology annotation, cellular component: plasma membrane. Gene Ontology annotation, biological process: platelet activation; G protein-coupled receptor signaling pathway; regulation of vasoconstriction. The coding region runs from base 536 to 1900 and encodes 454 amino acids. Lineage: Eukaryota; Metazoa; Chordata; Actinopteri; Sciaenidae. The transcript has 2 exons.